GCUGAAUAUUGGGUAUUGAAGCUUUUCGUGGCUCACAUCUCAUUUUUCACGCUACUGUGUUUAGGUCUCCUCAUUCAGCUGGAUUCUGCAAAAUGGAGGUGGUUCAGCGCCACUCUGUACACACGCUUGUUUUCCGCUCUCUCAAAAGAACACAUGAUAUGUUUGAAGCUGAUCAAAGUCGUCUUCCGGAAGUUGAUGAGAAAAGUAAUUCAUUAAAAGUCGCCAUCAAAGCAAAAGAUCAAUAUGGACCUGUGCUUAAGGAGCCUGGUCACAAUCCACUAAGGCCUAAAGAAAAUAUCUCUGACACGUCACAACCGGGAGCUAUUGUCCCAUCUGAAAAGGUUAAACCAAAGUCUGCAAUUGAACAAAACGCUUCUAUAGUUCAAAUAGGUAAUGAAAAAUUGCUACUUCCAAAGAAAGCUCCGACUAUGCCCAAGCCCACAUGGCAUCCACCAUGGAAACUAUGUAGAGUCGUUAGUGGUCACACAGGAUGGGUGCGCUGUGUGGCUUUUGAUCCUACUAAUGAUUUCUUUGUUACUGGCGCGGCAGAUCGGAUGAUCAAGGUUUGGGACUUUGCUAGUGGGACAUUAAAACUGACACUGACAGGUCACAUAAGUACUGUUAGAGGUGUCGUUGUCAGUGCUCGUCAUCCUUACUUAUUUUCAUGUGGAGAAGAUAAAACAGUUCGUUGUUGGGAUUUGGAGCAAAAUAAGGUUAUUCGUCAUUACCAUGGUCAUAUGUCUGCUGUUUACGAUAUUGAUAUCCAUCCAACAAUCGAUGUAGUCCUUACUUGUGGUCGGGAUGCUACUGCACGAGUAUGGGACAUGCGAACCAAAGUCAAUGUUCAUACUCUAACAGGACAUUCGAACACAGUAGCAACAGUACGUUGUCAAGAAUCUGAUCCUCAAGUGAUUACUGGAUCACAUGAUGCAACUGUCCGCCUUUGGGACUUGGCAGCAGGACGUACCAUAGCCUGUUUGACAAAUCACAAGAAAUCUGUCCGAGCUGUAUGUAUCCAUCCAACUCAGAAUGCAUUUGUUUCUGGAUCACCGGAUAAUAUAAAACAAUGGAAACUCCCCAAUGGUGUCUUUCUUCAGAAUCUAUCUGGACAUAAUGCUAUCAUUAAUGCCAUCACUGUUAACCAAGAUAAUGUGGUCGUCAGUGGAGGCGAUAAUGGCAGUGUUCACUUUUGGGAUUGGAAAUCUGGGUAUAACUUUCAGCGUCUUCAAGCUCAAGUUCAGCCUGGCAGUAUUGAUUCUGAAGCUGGAAUAUUUGCUUUAGCAUUUGAUCGUAGUGGAUCUCGCUUGGUGUCCUGUGAAGCAGACAAAUCAAUAAAGAUCUUCAAAGAAGAUGAAUCAGCGACGGAAGAAACACACCCGCUGUACUGGCGCCCGGGCUUGCUGAAAAAAUCGAAAUACUAAUCCACCUAACCCACUUAACAUUUCAACAACAAUAUGUAUAGUAUGUUUCUAUUAAAGAAUUUAUCUUACUAAAUACAAUCGAUUUAGAUCUUUGAUUAUCUUAGUGGUUCGGUUUAGUGGAUUUAUUUAAGACCAUAAACCGUUAUGGACACCAACUAGUAGCUUUCAAAUUCAAAGCACCUAGAAACCCAUUACUCUAAACGAGUUUCACCAUAACCAAUUCCACAUUUACAUGUACAUGUAUUGAAUUAUUCGACCUUAUAUCUUAGCGACUGACAUCUGUGCCUAGCUUAUUUUGGAAAAAUGAUAGAAUUAAUAGAAGAUAUUUUUGUAAUAAAAUCUGUCAGUGUUUUUCUCAUGAAGAAAUAAUAAACGGGGAUUACUGCGUUAGUUUUAUCUUUUUACAAGGUAAUUCAUCUUCUACACAACUAGCUUCGUCUGUAGAUUGUUUAUUUACAGUAGGUUUAACAACGAUAGAAGAUACAUUUGGCAUAGAC
This is a messenger RNA of Schistosoma spindalis, 1918 nucleotides long. The record is from the annotation of a GenBank genome assembly. NCBI's taxonomy places the organism in Eukaryota, Metazoa, Platyhelminthes, Trematoda, Strigeidida, Schistosomatidae.